Messenger RNA from Mauremys mutica (yellowpond turtle), 1964 nucleotides. RefSeq names its product sperm associated antigen 8 (gene SPAG8). The record is from RefSeq and is a predicted model, not a curated record. The coding region runs from base 1174 to 1941 and encodes 255 amino acids. Gene Ontology annotation, cellular component: cytoplasm; nucleus. Gene Ontology annotation, molecular function: microtubule binding. The transcript is spliced from 10 exons. Gene Ontology annotation, biological process: positive regulation of transcription by RNA polymerase II. NCBI's taxonomy places the organism in Eukaryota, Metazoa, Chordata, Testudines, Geoemydidae.
CCUGGAAUAACAGCCUGCGUCAGGCGCCCGGCACAUUCCAGCAGGAACCUGCCGCUCAGCUAUCAAAGGGCCCUUCUUCUUCCCGGCGUGCGGGAUUCCAGACGGCACCACGCUGGGCGGGAUCCGGGCAGGCCCCGGGCAGCCCGGGCAGCAUGGGCACCAAGCACCAGCAUGCCUAUUGCAGGCAGUUUGCACCCACGCUGCACUGAGAGACGCGACACACCAGAAGCGGCGCAAGGGGCCUGUGUGUGUGGACUGGUUGGAGACAUCCAGGCUGAAAGGGCCCGUUCUGACCAUCCGGUCUGCCCCGCCGCAUGGCACAGUCCAGACUCCCCCAGGCUUCCUGGGCAGAGCCCUCGGGUGAGGGGACGCUCGGCCCUCGGGGGAGCAGCUCCUCUUUGGGGCGUCGCUGGAGUCAGUCAGGAAUGAGGGUGAGCGUAACCACAAUGAGCCGCUUGGAAACUGGCCGAAGAGCAGCCUGUGUGUGGACACUGAGUCUAGCCAUGUCUUGGGCUGCCAAGGUGAGAGGGGCCCAUUAGGCCCAUCCGAGCUGACUGGCCCCGCUGCCUUGCCCAGGCCACCAGCCCCAGCCAGGGGUUCCUGCAGCCGCACUUCUGGGAGAGCCAGUGGAGCUUUAGAAGGAGACACCAAGUCUUGGUUUCAACAAACCUCCCAGCAAUGGUGAAUCUGGAUCAUUGAUAAAGACAGUGCUGCCCUUUCUCGACUCAAGCAGCCAGUCAGAUUUUGGGGUCCUGGGGAUGUUCUGGCAGGAAGAAAUGGACACGGUCUGGUGUUCUCUUUGUUUAUUUACAAGCAAUGUACAAAGUCCUGCUUCCCUGAACACAGGAGGAACCAAGAUCAAAAGGAGCAGCUUCUUCGUUUACAGCCCCAAGCCUCCUUAGUCAGCACCAGACCCCAAAGCUCUCUCGCUUUUUCCUGGCUCACACUGUGCUCACAGGCUCCUGCUUCUCCCACUCUCUGUUCCUCUGGUCUCAAUUUCUCCAUGAGCUCCCUGCACACCCCCACCCCUAAAAGAGAACUCAGCCAAAAGCCUCUGGGCUGGUGUACACCCCCUGUUUUGUCUUGAGUAGGGGCUUAUGCUUUCAAGGGUCAGCUCUUCCAGAGCAAGCCGUGCUGCACAGCCAGGGAGAGCUGCCAGGGAGCAGCGGAGAGAUGCCGCCCUGCCACAGAGAGCUAUCACCCUGCGUGGCAGAGAUACCUGGAGAAAUGCCACCCAGCAAGGCUGAGGUGGAGCCCUGUCUGGUUGAGAUGCCACCCUGCCAUGGAGAGCCGGGGGGCAACCUUGGAGAGCUGCUGCCCUGCAUGGUCGAGAUGCCGCCCAGCAAGGCUGAGAUGCCUGAGGAGCAACCAGGGCUUGUGUCCCGCGGAAAGUGCCUAGUCCGUAACUGGCAGGAGGAGAGAGCCACGAACGAGCUGGAUCAAGUGCCGAGUCCAGAGCUGGGCAGUGAGGGCUUCUUGUACCGGCACGGGCACCGCGGGCUGCUCACCCUCCAGCUCCUCUCGCAGCUGGCCGACAGCACCACCAUGAAGGCUUCCUAUCGCAGGCCCCGGCGGACCGGGCUGCCUGUGAGAGGGCAGCGGGAGGCCAUGCUGGAGUUAAUGCUGUACCAGAAAUACAGGAAGGAGACCCUGACGGAGCUUUACCCUCCCGCCGGGCCCAUGGAGUCGCUCUCCACCACCCACCGGGACUACUGCAAGGAGGGCUUCCAGGCUGCACGGCUGCCCCCCACCAGGCCCCACGACUAUCGCCUGGAGCAGCCCCACACCUUCUGGCUGGAGAGCGCCCGCCAGCUGCCUGGCGUCUCCAACAUCCGUACCAGCGACACCCCCUUUAGGAGGAACGCGACCUUCACCACCCCAAUCAGCGACUACCUGGACCAGCCCCUGCCCUACGCCCCAGAGAACUACCCCAAACUUUAGGCCCCGCAGGGCAAUAAAGAGUG